This is a messenger RNA of Paramormyrops kingsleyae, 2866 nucleotides long. Its product is annotated as ferroportin. Gene Ontology annotation, cellular component: membrane. The record is from RefSeq and is a predicted model, not a curated record. Lineage: Eukaryota; Metazoa; Chordata; Actinopteri; Osteoglossiformes; Mormyridae. Gene Ontology annotation, molecular function: iron ion transmembrane transporter activity. Gene Ontology annotation, biological process: iron ion transmembrane transport.
AUUCUCUGUGAUACUUAUGGUCACUUACUAAUUAAUAAUUCCACCUUCAUUUUCUUUAUUUGUUGAAAUGCAUCAUUUGACAUAGCAUUCAGGCAAACACUGAAAAACAGCUGUAAAUGGCAGAUGUUAUACACAAAAGGUUCAGCUUGUUUUCAUUACACCAAUAAAGUUCUUGUUUGGAAUUCCAGAUGGUGACAUCAUCAAACAGGGAAUGAUUCCCCAAAUAAGAUUUAUUUCUAAGACUGUUUGACAGCAGACUUGUACUAUGAAUGAUGUCAUCGACUGAGAAAUAAAAUCGUUUCUGUGUUAUUAAUUUCUUUGUUUAUCCUGCACUGCAGUGGGAAUAGGGUUGUCAGUUCUGCAGUUCCUGUUUUAUAAAUAGAAAUGGCUGAUUUGAUUGAAAUGGUGGAACCUAAAGUGGAGUUAAUGCCUCCCAUGUUGUCACACGCUUUUGGAACAUGCCGGCUGCCUUUGUGGUCUCGUUGCCUGUUCUGCACUUCUGGCAUUUUCCACACAAUGGUGCACAUUUAUGCACAGAUGCUGUUGGGCCUUUCAGACGGCUACAGCCUGAAUCCCAGCCUAGAGAAAUGAGUAUCACCCCCACAAGGGAGACGCACUGAUACACCGUGGACUGCAAGCUCAAAAUCUGAUCACCUGGGAUGCCUCUGGAACCCGAGGCGCCGUGGGGCAGAGGAGCUCCUGCACAGACUGCGAGCAGCGGCACCAGAGCGACAAUGACCUGUUUCAUGCCAGAAUCAGUGCUCAUCUACCUCAACAGUCCCAAGUUCCUGAUAUAUGUCAGUGGAGCGUUGUCCAUGUGGGGCAACCGCAUGUGGCAUUUCGCCAUCUCCGUAUUCCUAGUCGAGCUGUACGGUCGCAACCUGCUCCUCACUGCUGUGUUCGGCCUAGUAGUGGCCGGCUCUGUGCUACUUUUUGGAGCGCCGAUUGGUGACUGGGUCGACCGACACCCCAGGAACAAAGUGGCCCACGCGUCGCUGUUCAUCCAGAACAUAUCAGUGACAGUGUCUAGCAUCGUGCUCAUGCUGGUCUUCUCCUACAAGCACUGGAUCGAGCGGAUCUGCAGUGGCUGGCUCACUGUGUUUUGUUAUACGCUGGUGAUCAUCCUGGCAGAUGUGGCAAACCUGGCAAACACGGCCUUGACCAUCGCCAUCCAAAGGGACUGGAUCGUGGUGAUCACCGGCUGUAACCGCGCGCGGCUUGCGGAAGUGAAUGCCACCAUGCGGCGGAUUGAUCAGGUGACCAACAUCCUGGCUCCGCUCGCCGUGGGCCAGGUCAUGACGCUGGCGUCCAACGUCGCCGGCUGUGGUUUCAUCCUUGGUUGGAACCUGGUGUCCCUCAUGGUGGAGUUCAUCUUGCUUUCAAGGGUGUAUCGCAUGGUUCCCAUGCUGGGCGUAAAGGCCGGACCGGGCAAGGCAGAGGGGCCGGGCAGGAGCUCAUGUGUGGAGCCACAGGUGAGUGGAGCCCCUGGAGGCCUGGAGCAGAACUGCAGAAGUGGCGUCCAAUCGAAAGAAAUGGGCGAAUCUCCCUUAUGUAUCUGGAGGUUCAGGCAACUGCUGAGAACCUGGAGAGACGGCUGGAAGGCCUACUACCGCCAACCGGUCUUCCUGGCGGGCAUGGGGCUGGCCUUCCUGUAUACCACGGUGCUCGGGUUCGACUGCAUCACCACGGGUUACGCCUACACUCAGGGCAUCAGUGGCUCCCUGCUGAGCCUGCUCAUGGGCGUGUCUGCCGUCACUGGCCUGGCGGGCACCGUCAUGUUCACGCGGCUGAGGAAGGCCUACGGCCUGCUCGACACAGGCCUCAUCUCCAGCUGCCUGCACCUCAGCUGCCUGACGCUCUGCUUUUUCUCCAUCUUCGCUCCCGGCAGCCCCAUGGAUCUGAGCCGGCUGGGGCAUCUCAUGGGGGCCAAUACGGAGGACCUGGGGGGCCAGGGCAAGAGGCACAGCCACCCCUUCCGGGGCAGCAACAACCAGCCUCUCCUCCCUGACCGCUCGUCCAUUCACUGGACCAACAGCACUGUGCUCUUUCAGAACUUCCACACUGGCUCUGCACCUGAAUCUUAUAUCUCCAUCAUCCUUUUGUUCCUGGGUGUCAUCACAGCUCGUGUUGGUCUCUGGUCUUUCGACCUGACGGUCACACAGCUGCUCCAGGAGACCAUAAGCGAGUUGGAGCGGGGCGUGGUCAGUGGAGUGCAGAGCUCUAUCAACUACCUGAUGGACCUUCUGCACUUCGUCAUGGUCAUCUGUGCAUCGCAGCCUCAGCACUUUGGCAUCCUGGUCAUCAUCUCCGUGCUCUUCGUCGCUGCUGGGCAUGCCAUGUACUUCACGUACGUCCGCAAGGCCAAGAAAAAGCAGCGGAUUGACACAGAAUGCUGCCCGGGUCCCGCUGCCGUACUGACAGCUUCAUCUCCUCCCUGCAUCCGCGUUGUGAACAUCCAAGGUUCAAGGUUACUUUACUGACAACAACAGCUGUGUGCACAUACAUAGUGAGGUGAGACAAUAUUUCUGCAUGGACCGCAAUUCAACAUACAUCGACAUAUAAUAAAAUACAAUGUGCAACAUGAACAAAAACAAUACUAAACUGUGCCACAAAAUAACAAUAUAGGACAAUGGGAUACUGAGAUACAUUCUGUACACAUAUUAAAAUAUAACCAGCAUAAUGUAGCAGCAUGAUGAAUAUCAAUUAUUGUACACAAUGAAAAUAUUGCAGCAUUGGUGAAGUAGCAGUUUCCUUCAGUACAUCGCUGCCUGUCUGUCAUGCCUCCAAUCUCAGCGACAUGGAGCAAAGCCCAGCCCAGGAUGGACUGAAACAUGUACCUCUAUCAGUCAAUGUGGAAACAACCAGA